Musca vetustissima is the source of this 1443-nucleotide messenger RNA. RefSeq names its product COP9 signalosome complex subunit 3 (gene CSN3). The coding region runs from base 1 to 1350 and encodes 449 amino acids. The transcript has 10 exons. The record is from RefSeq and is a predicted model, not a curated record. NCBI's taxonomy places the organism in Eukaryota, Metazoa, Arthropoda, Insecta, Diptera, Muscidae. Gene Ontology annotation, biological process: ubiquitin-dependent protein catabolic process. Gene Ontology annotation, cellular component: COP9 signalosome.
AUGGCAAGCGCCUUGGAGAAUUUUGUGAAUAGUGUUGUGUAUAUUAUACGAUCAUCUAAUUAUUCAAACUUUCCCAUAGGUGCAUUCGAAGAUCUGGCUACUCAUCUUUUAGAUUCUACGGAAAUUCUAUCCAAAAACUGGAAUAUUCUCGAUAAUGUCCUGGAGACGUUAGAUGUGCAACAACAUUCAUUGGGCGUACUGUAUGUUUUGUUGGCGAAAUUCAAUAGUUUACAGAACUCCAAUGCCGAUGUAGAAGUCCUAUUGAAAUCUGUCAAAGAUUUCAUACAACAAUGUAACACCUAUCAAGUGCGAUUGGCGGCUCAUGCAUUUUACGAGCUCUGCCAUCAGUAUACAAAUGUAAUGGUUGGCCAGCCUCGCUGUAUUUUGGGUCUAACUACAUUGUCCGCUGCCAUUGACAAAAUACGCACAUCCGAGACUCAACUUACACCUAUCCAUGCCGACUUGUGUCAACUAAGUCUUAAAUCCAAAUGUUUUCGUGUAGCUAUGAAAUAUUUAGACGUUGAUAUAACGACUAUAUCAACCGGUGCUGAAACAAGGGGACAAAGUCAAACGGAUAUGACCAACCAUGAUGCCAAAUAUUUUUUACUUUACUAUUAUUAUGGUGGCAUGAUUUACACUGCUAUGAAAAACUACGAAAGAGCAUUGUAUUUUUUUGAAGUCUGUAUAGCAACACCUGCCAUGGCUAUGUCCUACAUUAUGUUAGAGGCAUAUAAAAAAUUCAUAUUGGUUUCCUUGAUUUUACAUGGAAAGAUUCAACCCAUACCAAAAUAUGCAUCUCAAGUUAUUUCACGUUUUAUGAAACCAAUUGCUCAGGUCUAUCAUAAUUUAGCUGUGGCAUAUGCCACUACAUCUAGUGAAGAAGUUCGAAAUUGUAUCAGCAAAUACAGUGAAACCUUUGUCCGUGAUAACAAUAUGGGUUUGGCAAAACAGGUUGCCACAUCAUUGUAUAAGAAGAAUAUCCAGAGACUUACAAAGACAUUUUUGACAUUAUCAUUAACUGAUGUUGCUAGUCGUGUUCAAUUGCCAUCAGCCGAUGUAGCCGAAAAGUAUAUCUUCAAUAUGAUAAAAUCUGGUGAAAUCUAUGCUAAAAUUGAUCAAAGAGACGGCAUGGUUGUCUUUAAAGACGAUCCCGAAAAAUAUAAUUCGAAUAAAAUGUUUCUUAAUAUUCAAGAAGAUAUGGAAAAUGUAAUGUCAUUGGUGAAACAAAUUAAUAAAAUGGAAGAGGAUAUUGUAUUGAAUCCAAUUUACAUCAAAAAGGCUGUUGGUAAUGCCGAUGAUGAUUUGGCGUCUCAAAAUGCAAAAUCAUUUGCAGGUGAUCCUAUUGAUUGAUGAUACUAUAUAGAGAAAUAUUUCAAACUAUUUGAUAGCUUUGAUAUGUUAUCUUGUAUCAACCAUACAGUGCAGUUCAUUUGUCAUCUUCAA